AGAUUUUUACGAUUUUUGUCGAUGAAUGCCGGCAAUGGCUUCAAAUGCAAACUUGUAUCAAAUCAGUGAUUAUGUGUAUUUUGAAAGCUCGCCAUCGGCGCCUUUCGCUAUCCGGCGCAUCGAAGAACUGAACAAAUCGGCUAACGGAAGUGUCGAAGCGAAGGUCUUAUGCUUCUUCCGGCGUCGAGAUAUACCUCCGCCAUUGCUGAUCCUCGCUGAUAAGCAUGAUACAGGUAUUGUUGCAAAACCUGUUGAUGAAAAUGGCGAAGAGGAAAAGGCAUCUGUAGUGAGUGAAGAUGAUGAUGGAUUGACGGUGGAACAGCGUCAUCAUGUCAAGCAUCGCGAACUUUUCUUGUCACGUCAAGUGGAAACGCUUCCAGCGAGUCAAAUCCGGGGGAAAUGCUACGUCACGUUACUGAAUGAAACUGAAUCUUAUGCUUCGUACCUGAACAAAGAGGACACAUUUUUCUACUCUCUGGUGUACGAUCCUCAGCAGAAGACAUUGUUAGCUGAUAGAGGAGAAAUUCGCGUUGGACUGAAAUAUCAGGCAGAUCCUGUCACUCUCAGUGUUAAACCUAACGGAGUUUCAGAAAAAAAUUCUGAAAAUUUAGAAGAAUUGUUGUGGGACCCGGAGAAUCAUCUGUGCAAAGAAGAAAUCGAGGAGUUUUUGGUUUUAGCGAAGUCUGUAGGGACAUUCGCUAGAGCUGUGGAUUCUAGCGGAACCGUAAAAACUGGGACCCUUCAAGCAGGUGCCGCAGCUGCCUGCAGAGACGCCACGUCAUUGUACGCAAUGAAGUUACUACACAAGUGUAAUUAUGACUGGGCGAAAAGUGUUCGAGCGCUCGUUCCUUCUGGAAGCCCUGUGCUCUGUCGUGACGAAAUGGAAGACUGGUCCGGAGCGGAAGCUGCGUUGUUUGAAGAAGCUAUGGACAAAUAUGGGAAGGAUUUCCACGAUAUUCGAUCCGAUUUCUUGCCCUGGAAAUCGAUGAAAAGUCUGGUAGAGUUUUACUAUCUGUGGAAAACGACGGACAGAUAUGUUGCACAAUCAAAGGCGAAGGCAUUGGAGGCUGAUGCAAAAUUGAAGCAGGUAUAUGUUCCAAGUUACAACAAGCAAAGCCAAGCAGCAAUCUCGAAUGAUCUCUCAACGACCAAAGUUUUGAAUGGGGAUGGAAGCGCUAUUAGUGGUGGUCAUCCCUGUGCUUCAUGUGCAACGUGUUUCUCGCAUCAGUGGUAUACUUAUGGCGGUUCUCAACGAUUAUGCAGUAGUUGUUGGCAGUAUUGGAAGAAAUUUGGUGGAUUACCGAACCCGAAGGCCGUGUCCAACAACACCGUCAAGGACGAACCUGACGUGUCAAUGACGAUCGUGGUCGACCAGAAUUACCCCCCUAGGCCCGAACCCAAGCCCCUGCUUGCUCCUCGCAGUUCAUCCGCGUCUGAUUCCAAAAGCAACUCCAAUUUCCGAAGCAGAGCCACGAAUGGUCUCGAAGCUCUUCCAAUGAUAACAACUCUUUCAAGCGGGAGAUCCAUGAUGAAAACUCGAAUCGCGUUCGUGUUGCAAGCUAAUCAAGCUACGAAACUGUCGCGGUACUUCUGCAAGGAUUUGAUUUCCCCGCGUCGGCUCGCGAGGUGUCCUUUGCGGAAUGUUAGCUUAACUAGUGUCAAGGCCUCGUUGGUGUCUAAAUUGGCGAGGAAAGAUGCGAAGAAGAUGGAUGCUGCGUUGAGAACGCUGAAGACUGCUCCGAGGCCCAAUUUGAAUACCAUUGCGAUGGGCUUGGGGCAAGUGGUCACUUUGAUUCCUGCCAUCUUGGCACCCAUUGACAAAAGCAGCCAAGGGACGGGUUUCGUCGCGUUUCCCAAGCCCGAGAAACGCAAAGACGGCUCUUUAAUUUAUGACGAAGUUCCGAGUCGAACGUCUCGUCCCUCCACACCCCAGAUGUCGAGCGGUUUAUUCGACGCCAGCUCGAGGGGAACCAAGAGAAAAGCAGGCGCUUACGAGCAACCCCUGAUGGGAGCGGACUAUUCUUCCAAAAGGCUGGCUCCGGUUCCCGCGGUGCCCGGAACUGGAUUGACUCUUCAAAAGGGGAGUUCAAAGCUUCAAAACUUCGCCGUCACGUCGCUGAUCGCGCCGCAGAUGGGGAUAGCCGCCGGAUUGGCUCAGAUGCAACAGCAAGUUUUGCAAAGAACAGUCGGCAGACUCAAUACUUCAUCUGCAAUCCCUUCCCCGGUCCCGGAACGCCAAAAAUCGUCGCACAAGAAUCAAACGCCUUUGAGCUACACUCCCGGAAGACGUGGUUUAAUGUCCUGGGUUGAUGCCCCAGACGAUGUGUACUUUAAGGCCACUGGGGCGACGAAAUCCUUGCGGAAACAGGUUGACAUUGUGGCUGUACGAAGAGCCGCGAGAAGGCCAUGGAGGAUAGUGAAAUGAUCUGUAAAACUGUUGAGUGUUUCGUGUGGGGGUGGGAGGGUGUUGAAGCGUGUCGCUGCGUAUUCCCUAUGUUCUCGGAGAAAUGUUCAAAACCUUUUUAUUUUUUGAGUGAUUCCGUUGUUUUCUUAAUUCCAGGACUGUGGAUUUUUUCCCUUUUUCCUGCGACUGUCAUGAUUUGUAAAAGAUUGAAGAAAAUGGAGGGGGGUCGAGUUAAAAGGUUUGCGUGUAGUGGAUUCUUUUUUUUUUUUGAAGACCCACGCUGGUCUGGAUAUUUUUGGUCUCAUCGUUUUUGCAUUAAGGGAGCGUGGACUUCAUAGUGAUUGUUAAUGUUCGAAAUUUUUGUAAGACGGCGACGAAUUGCGGUCGUUAAAAAAAGAAAUCGAGUUUCAUUAAUCGUAAUCGUUGCUCUUGAUUCUGAAAGAAAAGGCCGGGUUUGAAUUUUUGAAGCCAUUACAAUAGUCCAUUUCCAAACUUUUUGACGGCGAGAUCCUGAUACAUUUCAGUGGAAGAAUUUCAAACCUUUGAAGUUUCAGGAACAUUUUUUUUCCGGUGAUCCUCCUUCCAUCUAUGCUGUGAUGGCCUGAAUUACAAUUCCUUUAUGAUUUUUUUAUUGUCGCGAUUAAGGCAAAUGUCAUGCUUUUCGUUGAUUUUGUUCAAAAUUGCGUUCCGAGAUGACGCCGUUACUUCCACUGGUUGUAAAUUGAUUGUAUUCGACUUAUUUAAAAUGUCAACGCAUCUUUUUGUGUGGAAAAAAGUGAAGCGCGACAAGACA
Molecule: messenger RNA, 3197 nt
Organism: Notodromas monacha
Lineage: Eukaryota; Metazoa; Arthropoda; Ostracoda; Podocopida; Cyprididae
Source: the annotation of a GenBank genome assembly